GAGAGGUUAAACGGUAGCACGCUCAGUGCCACACGCUGAUAAUUUACUAGAUCCAUGUAAACACUGCCGUACAGAUUUUCAACCACUCUAACUGUACUGUUUUUAAUGGUGACCCAUUGAGUGAGAUGCAGAUGGUGAGCAACUGAUGUUAAGGUUUGGCUACCGGCAAGGAGAAAGUAAGGAGAAAUGGAGGAAGAGUCAAACAAAGAUUCAUCUCAAGGCACAGUUUUGAGGAAGGCUCAUCAAAAGUCUGAAACCAAGCGAUACAGUGAGAUCUUCAGAGAAUUUGAUAAUCUUGAACUCUCUUUCAUCUCUUCUGAUGCAGAGGAUCUGCUGGCAGAUAGUGACUCCCAGUCCAUCUCAGAAUUCAGCUCUGCAGAAGGUGCAGACAUCACAGAGCAAAAUGAGCAAAAUUGUGAAGAUACACUUUGCUCACAGAAUCGUGCUGAGGCCAAUGAGGUGGAUGGAAACCAAACAGCCCAAGAAGCAGACUUGGCCCUUUGUCGCUGUGAGGAUGGAGUGGAGACGGCACUGCAGUACGCCAAGAUAUGGUGCCGCUAUGCCAAAGACCUUCUUAACUGGAUGGAGAAAAGAAUAAGCUUGGAACAAGAGUUUGCAAAAAAUGUGAUGAAGACGGCUGAAGGUGCAAAGGCCAAUGUGGCUCAGCAGGAAAUGAUGCCACUACAGUACAUCUACACCAUGGCUCUGGAGCAAGAUAUCAAGAACAGUGUAUCCUCCAGAAGAACUGUUGAAAUGAUACAAAGCCGAUGCUACCAGGCUUUGGCUGCCAAGAAGAAUGAGAUUGAUAAGUGGCGCAGAGAGUUUAAAGAGCAGUGGGCAAGGGAACAAAGGAGGAUGAAUGAAGCUGUGACUGCACUAAAAAAGACAAAACAUCAGUAUUUCCAGCGCAGUGAAGAACUGGAAAAGGCUAAAGCAAUUUCAGCUAAAGCUGUGGAUGACACAGCUGGAACUAAAACACUGGAUAAGAGAAGGAAGUCCAAAGAUGAAGCCCAGACUAAGGCAGUGGAGGCAGAGGUUCUGUACAGACAAUGUGUGAGUGACGCCAAGAUCCACCAAGAUGAAUUAGUGAAGGUUAAAGAAAGAAUUAUUUCUCACAUUCGAAAGCUCAUCUGUCAAGGAGACACUGUGCUUAAGGAGGCCACAGUCAACAUGUUCUACUACCAGCGACAGCAGACAGAGCCUGUUCCCCUCGGCUACCACAACCUGGAGUUGACAUGCAGGUCCCUGGAGCCAGGGGAGCCCUAUCUGCUUUACAUCCUCAGCAGGCGUCGUCCUGAGCAGACUCUCCAAACCUUUCUUUUCCAAGAGUAUAUUCCUCAGGGCAAAAGCAAACGAAAGAUCAGCAACACCCUCAGCUCUGUGCAGGACCAUGUAGUCAUGACAGAUGAUAUCGCUUGCAGACGACUCAGUGAUGGCAAGAAAAUGGGACACAGUGAUAAUGAGAGUAUUGGAGGCAGUAUGGAAUCAUUAUCCAGUCCAGCUUACAGGAGGCUCCCCAAAACAGCAUCUACAAUGACAGUGUCAUCAGAUGAUCUAGAUGACCGAGAUGUAGGGUCAGAAUCAGAAUGCACUGAUGGCCAGUCUGUAAAAGCUCGAAUGAUUUCUCGAGCUGCACUGACACACAGACUCAGGAAAAUGAAGAGCAAGAUGGUUAAAUGCAAGCAGUGUGAUAACUACAUUGUUGUCAGUGGGAUUGAAUGUGAGGAGUGCGGCCUAGCUUUGCACAGGAAGUGCAUGGAGGUGUGUCAGCUAGAGUGUGAGCACAAGAAGGGCGCAGUGUUUGGAGUGGAGCUCUCGGAGUUGUCACGAGACAGGCCAGAUGGAGUACCGUUUGUGGUAAUGCGCUGCACAUCUGAGAUUGAGAGUCGAGCUCUCUCUGUCCAGGGUGUGUAUCGUAUUAGUGGAGCCAAACCUCGCAUUCAAAAACUCUGCCAGGCUUUUGAGAUGCAAAAGGAGCAGGUGGACCUCUCUGAUCCCUCACCACAUGAUAUCACUUCUGUUCUUAAGCACUUCUUCAAGGAGCUUCCAGAGCCUUUACUGACCUUUGACCUGUACAAUGAUUUCAUCGCUGUGGGAAAGACCAUUCAGCACAUGAGUGACAGGGAAACAUCACCAGACCCUAACGAGAUAUCGCACAUUAUUCACAGUCUGCAAAAGCUAUUGCAAAGGCUUCCUUUAUAUUGCUUCAACACUUUGCUGCACAUUAUUUCUCACCUGCACAAAGUUUCAGAGAACUAUGAGAAUAAGAUGUCCCCUAGUAAUUUGGGUAUUGUAUUUGGGCCAACUUUGUUGCGCCCUCUAGUGUCAGUGGACAUGUCAAUGGUGGCCAUUUUGGAGACAAGCUACCAGGCUGUACUUGUUGAGUUCCUCAUAACACACCAUGACAAGAUUUUUGGCCUUGAGCAGAGAUCCAAUACUCCACCUCCCCCAGUCCCAACAGCACCUCUUCCAGAUACCCCUCCCAGAACUUCUUGUCCACUGGAUCGAGUACCUGAUGCUCAAUUAGAGCCUGAGAUGUCCUCCAGAGAGCAGCCACGCUCAGUAGAAAACCGAACUAUCAAGAGAGACUCAAGCGAGGGUUAUAUAUCUGACAAGUCUUCAUCCAAUGAAGCAGUGGACCAGCUCAGCCCUGAGACCAGUGAGAAAGCAGUCCUGGCUAUGAGAGCAGCAUCGGGUGAUCCUCGGGGCGAGUCAGUGCUGGAAUCUGCCUCUGAUUUAGGGAUCCAACCACACUAUCGCUUCACAAGACAACCUGUGAAGUAUCACCGGCAUCAUAAUGCAGAAAUUCGACUCUGUAACCCUGGUUGUGCAACAAAACAGCCAGCAGCUCCAACAAGUGUUUAUCAAGGGAGUGCAGACAGCAGCCGCAGCUCCUCUCCAGAGCUAGGGACACAAAGACUUUCCUCAAACUUUGAUGCCUGCUGUGAGAACAUUCAACAGCCCCAUCAGGUCACUGUUAACACAGAGAGUAAAGUGGAGGUCCCACUGAGCCCUCGCGAGGUUGUGCAGUACAUGCUGGGACUGGAUUCAACAUUUACAUCUGCAGGUGCAGCAUCCUCUACAGCACCACAGAAAUCUACUCACGAGGUGGCAACAAGGUGGCAAGCAGAUCAGAAUGUAAAUCUGAACAAUAACAGACAGAGCACUGGACAGAGUUAUCAUCUUUAUGCAUCAUCCAAGACAGUUCAUGUGGACCACAACCUGAGUUCUCCAGCCCAGAAGAUCCUGUCUGGUCUAAAGCUGAGACGCAGCCACUCGGGGAAGGAUGAACAGCUCUUUGUCUGAAUACAGAUAAAAAUUUGCAUUUAUGAACACUUGAGAACUGCAAUAAUCAUAACACUGCUUUUAUGUGAAACAACAGUUACUAUGUUUUUUUGUUUUGUUUUGUUUUGUUUUUUUUAAUGUCAAAUAUUUAAGGCACAAAUAUCUAUCUUCUGUCGUGCACAUUUUAAACUGUCAAAAGCAAAUGUUAAAAAAAGUAAAAUGCUUCAAAUUUAAAGCACACAAAGGUUUAGUCUUUAUACUUGAAUGCCACAAUUUUAACAGCACUUAAUCAUGUUCUUUGAUCUGCUGACCAUCCAACAGUAUAAUACUCAGACUAGGAGAGACGUGCUUGUAUGAAGCAGUUUCUAUGAAACAACCAGUUGGUUUGAAGUUGGAGUUAAGUGUUGCAAACUAGCAAAUAAGCACUGAGAUUUAGUUCUGUAACAAAAAAAUGUAGAAGACUUCUUUUUUUUCCAGUAAAAUUUGUUUUCUAUGUUC
Molecule: messenger RNA, 3783 nt
Organism: Melanotaenia boesemani (Boeseman's rainbowfish)
Lineage: Eukaryota; Metazoa; Chordata; Actinopteri; Atheriniformes; Melanotaeniidae
Product: GEM interacting protein
Exons: 21
Coding region: 187-3306 (1039 amino acids)
Biological process (GO): signal transduction; activation of GTPase activity; negative regulation of GTPase activity
Cellular component (GO): plasma membrane
Molecular function (GO): GTPase activator activity
Source: RefSeq, a predicted model, not a curated record